AUGGUACCACUCGACCACCACCCCAUUGUCGCUCCACCAACCCCUUACAACACCCUGCCACCUCCUACCAUUGCUCCACCAUUUCCUCCACCCACUCAUGGAAACUCAACUGCCACCCACCAACGCUCCACCUUGCAGCACAACACCCCUUUGCAGAACCCACACAACACCACCUACUGUUGA
This is a messenger RNA of Ilex paraguariensis (yerba mate), 183 nucleotides long. Lineage: Eukaryota; Viridiplantae; Streptophyta; Magnoliopsida; Aquifoliales; Aquifoliaceae. The record is from the annotation of a GenBank genome assembly.